Messenger RNA from Lactuca virosa, 876 nucleotides. Lineage: Eukaryota; Viridiplantae; Streptophyta; Magnoliopsida; Asterales; Asteraceae. The record is from the annotation of a GenBank genome assembly.
AUGAAGAUUACUCGUGCCAAAUUUGAGGAGCUAAAUAUGAGUUUCUUUACGGAGUGUAUCAAGCAAGUGGAGAAAUGUUUAGUGGAUGCUAAUCUGAACAAAGGUAGUGUAGAUGAGGUAAUUCUUGUUGGUGGAUCAACUAGGAUACAAAAGGUCCAAAGUAUGUUACAAGAGUUCUUUGAUGGGAAGGAGCUAUGCAAGAGCAUCAACCCUGAUGAAGCUGUAGCUUAUGGGGCGGCAGUUAUGGCUUCCAAUUUAUGUGGUCAGGCUAACAAGAUGAUAAAGGAGUUGGUGCUAUUGGAUGUCACUCCCUUGUCCCUUGGUACAGAGGUAGAUGGGGAUAUUAUGAGUGUUAUAAUCCCAAGGAACACUCCUAUACCAACCAAGAAGACAGACACUUUUAUAACAGUCUAUGACAACCAAUCUUCUAUGGAGACAAUGGUGUACCAAGGUGAACGGACUAGAUCUACUGAUAACUUCUUGUUGGGAUCUUUUAUAAUUUCAGGAAUUCCACCUGCUCCUAAAGGAGUCUCAGUAGUAGAGGAUUGCUUUGAAAUAGAUGUUAAUGGUAUCCUUACAGUUACAUCUAAGGUAGUAUCCACUGGUAAGACCGAAAAACUUACUGUUACCAAUCUUAGUGGGAGAUUGUCAAAGCAUGAGAUAGAGAAAAUGAUGAAAGAUGCUGAGAAGUUCAAACUUGAGGACCAAGAGUUCAAGAGUAAAGCUGAAGCAUACAAUGCCUUGGAGGAGUGCAUAUAUGACUUGGAGAAUAAGAUUAAAGGAGAAGAUUUGCCCUCAAAGGAUUUGAAGAGCCUACAUAAUGCAAUUGUUGAUACAAAGGAAUGGCUUUCUACUGGUAAAGUUGCAGAUGUUUGA